This is a messenger RNA of Filobasidium floriforme, 1411 nucleotides long. RefSeq lists its product as uncharacterized. Gene Ontology annotation, biological process: base-excision repair, AP site formation. The record is from RefSeq and is a predicted model, not a curated record. The coding region runs from base 36 to 1340 and encodes 434 amino acids. Lineage: Eukaryota; Fungi; Basidiomycota; Tremellomycetes; Filobasidiales; Filobasidiaceae. Gene Ontology annotation, molecular function: mismatch base pair DNA N-glycosylase activity. The transcript has 9 exons.
GUAGCCAGAAAUCAGCAUCAGGUUUACCACGAGCUAUGUCAGCCUCAUCACCAAGCUCCUCCAGAAUUAGCCAGCAUCUUUCGCGGUUCGUAUACGAACCGGGCGUCCGAUCACCUCGCAAGCCAGGCGGACCAUCUCGCGCCGGCAAUGUACAGACGACUACACCUGAAAAGGCAGCAGGAUCUGUCCCGCACACUCCUUCCCCCAAGAUCAAGAAGAGUCCGGGAAGCACGCCAGCUACGACCAGAUCCAAGUCGUCUGCAGGAAAGAGACCCUACACCGGGCACGGGACGGACUACGAUGCAGGCGACUCUACUCUCGAUUCGAUCGAUGCAUCGGACAUGUCCGACAGUACUCAGCGAUCUUCGAAACGAAGGCGAUUAGAAACUGCAAGAGAGAAACCGAAGAAGAUCCCUCGGGGGUACGCAGCUCCAGAGGUAUAUGCUCAUCUGGAUAUGCUACCAGAUAGAUUGAGAGAGGGUCUAGAUGUGAUCUUCUCUGGCAUCAAUCCCGGGAAGAUGUCGGCCACACUCGGACAUCAUUUCGCCCACCCGACCAACAAGUUCUGGCCAGCAUUAUAUAGAGGAGGCUUCACGGACAAGCCUUUCACAGCUAUGGACGAUCACCUAAUGCCGGAGCUAUUCAAUUUCGGAUUGACGAAUCUUGUGCCCCGCCCGACGUCAGAGGCAGCCGAACUGUCCGCCCAUGAGAUGCGACUCGCCGUACCAUCCUUACUGGAGAAACUGAAACGAUACCGCCCGGGCCUGGUAUGUUUCGUCGGGAAGGGAAUCUGGGACAAGUUUGAGGACAUUGUUCGCAAAGCCAGCGACGCGCCGGAAAUGGUAUGGGAGUCGAUCGAACUGAAUUUGCCGCAAGACAAUGAGAACGAGCCGCAGAACGAGGACACCAAACCUGACCCAGUCAAGUUGGAAGAAGGACCGUCGCUUGUGUCGAUCGACGACGCUCAAACUUUGCCGGACGCUACCGACAUCAAGCCCGAGUCAAGUCCCUCCGGUACGGGAAAGAAGCGCAAGCCAAAAGCCGCUUUCGACUGGACUCAACCGAGGAGCUACAAGUUGGUCCAUCCAGCAGAAGGAGAUCGCGCCGAGUCAGACACCCUGUUCUGGGUCGUGCCAAGUACGAGCGGACUGGAAAGAACACCUCGAGAGGAUUUAUGGCGCUACUUCCGCUUAGCAAAGGCCAUGUCCGAACGGAUAAAGGAAGGCUCGAUCGAUACACGCAUGUUUCGGGAGAUCCAGAUGUCCAGGGUGUACGAGGAAGUUGAAGAGAUCAAGCGCAAAGCGGAAUCAGCAGCAGAGAAGAAACGAAAGAGCGUAUAGCUUUGAGGCUGUGACCAAGUCAGCUGUGACAUUGAAAUACAUGACAUGACGAUACAGUGGAGAAUAGACAU